Messenger RNA from Diabrotica virgifera virgifera (western corn rootworm), 511 nucleotides. It is a transcript of the gene Myeov2, whose product is annotated as COP9 signalosome complex subunit 9. The transcript is spliced from 3 exons. Lineage: Eukaryota; Metazoa; Arthropoda; Insecta; Coleoptera; Chrysomelidae. The coding region runs from base 101 to 280 and encodes 59 amino acids. The record is from RefSeq and is a predicted model, not a curated record. Gene Ontology annotation, biological process: negative regulation of protein neddylation.
AAGCACUGCGCACUGCACUGUUAUUGUUUCGUUUGACAUUUACAAAACCAUAAAGAUCAACUAAAUAAUUUUAUAUUUGCUGAAGUUAUAUUAAAACAAUAUGAAACCUGCUCUCGUAGCCGACGAAAUGUUCCCAGAGGGUGCUGGACCGUACAUGGAUUUAGAAGAGGCUGGAGGUUCUUCUGGUUUGUUAAUGGAUCUAACUGCUAACGAAAAAGCAGUUCAUGCCGAUUUCUUUAAUGAUUUUGAAGAUCUUUAUGACGACGAAGAUCUACAAUAAGCACCUUUACAUAGAAAUUGGUUAAAAAGAAAUAAGUCAUUUGCCCAAUUAUUUUUUUAUUCAACGGAACAUUUUACAAUUUGUAAUUACCAAGUACUGUCAAAGUCUUUACCAAAAGUUAUGUUUGUAGUAAAUCACAGUUUAAAAGAUGUAAUUUUGUAAAAAUUUAGUUGUACUACAUUUUGUUGUUAUAGUUAAUGUAUAUUAAAUAAAAAGCUAAUCUAAAAAUGG